UGCUUACAGCCGCGGGAGGUCCGGACAGAGGCGGCCAUGGGACUCGAGGUUUAUGUGACAGAGUCCCCCUGCCAUUGUAGCCCAGUCUUACCUGCUCUGGAACCGUCAACCCUCCGCCUCUCAACUCCAUGCUCCUCCUUUGCCUCCCCACAUUGUAUUUCCGAGAAUAUUUUAAGUGUAGAUGAAUUUGUUGGAGAAAAUUGACACAUAGUUUGCAGAGUCUGCACUGAAAGGAGGGCACUCAUGGUGGAAAGACUAUGUAACUAAAAGAGGUUCAGAAAAGAGAAGGGAGCAGCUUGAGUCUCAGCAUCCUUAAAUAAGGAAGGAGAGACUGGAUUGUCCGCAGCAUGAGCUCCAGGUGAUGGAAGACAUGUUUCUUAACUGGCUUGCUCUGAGAACUGAUGCCUGAAUCACCUCAGCAUGGCCAAUAGAAGACGAGGUGGGCAUGGCCAGCCUCCCUCAGUGACGCCUUCCCGGUUUAGCCCUCGAAGUCUUUCUACCAAUAGGACCUGCAUCCACAAUAUAUGCAUGGUGUCUGACUUUUUCUACCCAAACAUGGGAGGUGUGGAAAGCCACAUUUACCAGCUCUCUCAGUGCCUCAUUGAGAGGGGGCACAAGGUCAUAAUUAUCACCCAUGCAUAUGGAAAUCGAAAGGGUGUCCGUUACCUCACCAAUGGCCUCAAAGUUUAUUAUUUGCCUCUCAGAGUCAUGUACAACCAAUCUACAGCCACAACUCUCUUCCACAGUCUGCCAUUGCUCAGGUACAUAUUUGUCCGGGAGAGAGUUACCAUAAUCCAUUCCCACAGUUCUUUUUCUGCCAUGGCCCAUGAUGCUCUCUUCCACGCCAAGACAAUGGGGCUUCAGACAGUCUUCACGGACCAUUCCCUUUUUGGAUUUGCUGAUGUCAGCUCGGUGCUUACAAACAAGCUUCUAACUGUGUCUCUCUGUGACACAAACCACAUCAUUUGUGUCUCUUACACUAGUAAGGAAAACACUGUACUAAGAGCAGCACUGAAUCCUGAAAUAGUGUCCGUCAUUCCUAACGCUGUAGAUCCUACUGACUUCACUCCAGAGCCAUUUAGGAGGCAUGAUAGUCUAAUAACUAUUGUUGUUGUCAGCAGACUUGUUUACAGAAAAGGGACUGAUUUGCUUAGUGGUAUAAUACCUGAACUCUGUCAGAAAUAUCAAGAAUUAAAUUUCCUAAUUGGAGGAGAGGGACCAAAGAGAAUCAUUUUGGAAGAAGUACGGGAAAGAUACCAGCUACAUGACAGGGUGCAACUUUUGGGAGCUUUAGAACACAAGGAUGUUAGAAAUGUCUUAGUUCAAGGACAUAUUUUUCUUAACACCUCCCUCACUGAAGCCUUCUGCAUGGCGAUCGUAGAAGCCGCCAGUUGCGGUCUGCAGGUUGUCAGCACGAAGGUUGGUGGGAUUCCUGAAGUGCUUCCGGAAAAUCUUAUAAUUUUAUGUGAGCCUUCAGUAAAAUCGUUGUGUGAAGGCCUGGAAAAAGCUAUUUCCCAAGUGAAGUCGGGGACAUUGCCAGCUCCAGAAAAUAUCCACAAUGUAGUAAAGGCUUUCUACACCUGGCGGAAUGUGGCAGAAAGAACUGAAAAAGUAUGUCACGUGUUGAGAAAAGAUUAUCCAAAUUCCUUGAUGUUUUGCACACACAUUUGCUUCUCUCGCAUACAGGUAUAUGAGCGUGUGUCGAAGGAAACUGUGUUGCCAAUGCAUAAGAGAUUGAACAGGCUCAUCUCUCAUUGUGGCCCAGUGACAGGCUACAUUUUUGCUUUGCUGGCAGUGUUCAGCUAUCUCUUCCUCAUUUUCCUGCAAUGGAUGACUCCAGACUCUAUCAUUGAUGUUGCGGUAGAUGCUACUGGGCCAGGGGGAGCCUGGACUCAUCAGUGUCCACGUGAUAAGAAAAGAGAUGAGAAUGAUAAGGUAUCCAAAAGCAGGUAGAAGCAAGUCCAAGUCCACAAGUCCUAGACACUUGCAAUACUCCUGCUAGCAUUUGAAAAUUACCUUGCUCAUUUGUUUUUGGCUUUCAAAAUUGGUUCAGUAAAUUACGUUACCUCUGUAUCAUUCAUUAUUUUGGUUUUUUGAAGACAGACAAAUAAUUAUGCAGUUCCUGAGUGUGGAGACUCCUUGCACUUCUUAAAAAUUUUGGGGAGAAUGGUUUAUCCACUCAGGUAUGACAUUUUUCAGAUUAUUCAGAUCCCUCUAGCAGAGAUGUUUUAACAUUAUAUUUUGGGAGUCUUGGGUGCUGAAAGGCCAAAUGUUUCUGGAUCUUUUUUUGGCCAGUUCUUAACGUUAUACCAUUAAUUCACAUUUACCAGAUGUUUACAAGCUUUCUUUAGGGAGGUACAACAGUUAUGUAAACUGUUUUAAGUCAAGGUCAUGUAUCCUUCAAUGGACAUUGAAGUCAUGUUCUCAGACCCUUACUAGGUCCACUCAAGGGUUACAUGGGAUCUGAUUCCUUGAGCAAGACCAUCCAUUGGUUGCCAGCAUGUUUGUGUGUACAUAUGAAAGUUGAACUAGAUGGUUGCUGAGACUAAGGACUAGUAAACAAGAAGCAGUAAGACAGCGAACAUGCCAAGAUGCUCAAGCAAAUGAAUGGCAGGAAGUCAUCACUGACGUAUUCCAAGUACCUCUCUGAAGCUGUUUUAUGCAUUCUCCUAGGAAGAGCCCUUGUCCUCGUAUGUGUGUGUGUGUGUGUGUGUGUGUGUGUGUGUGUGUGUGUGU
Onychomys torridus (southern grasshopper mouse) is the source of this 2736-nucleotide messenger RNA. It is a transcript of the gene Piga, whose product is annotated as phosphatidylinositol glycan anchor biosynthesis class A. Bases 421 to 1953 code for a protein of 510 amino acids. NCBI's taxonomy places the organism in Eukaryota, Metazoa, Chordata, Mammalia, Rodentia, Cricetidae. Gene Ontology annotation, molecular function: phosphatidylinositol N-acetylglucosaminyltransferase activity. Gene Ontology annotation, cellular component: glycosylphosphatidylinositol-N-acetylglucosaminyltransferase (GPI-GnT) complex. Gene Ontology annotation, biological process: GPI anchor biosynthetic process. The record is from RefSeq and is a predicted model, not a curated record. The transcript has 8 exons.